Messenger RNA from Puma concolor (puma), 3876 nucleotides. The record is from RefSeq and is a predicted model, not a curated record. NCBI's taxonomy places the organism in Eukaryota, Metazoa, Chordata, Mammalia, Carnivora, Felidae.
AUGUUGAAAACCGAGUCUUCAGGUGAACGAACCACUCUCAGAAGUGCCUCUCCUCACAGGAAUGCAUAUAGAACUGAGUUCCAGGCACUGAAAAGUACCUUUGACAAACCCAAGUCAGAUGGGGAACAAAAAACAAAAGAAGGUGAGGGCUCCCAGCAGAGCAGGGGGAGGAAAUAUGGCUCCAAUGUCAACAGAAUUAAAAAUCUAUUUAUGCAGAUGGGUAUGGAACCCAGUGAAAAUGCUGCGGUCAUUGCCAAAACAAGGGGGAAAGGUGGACCUUCAUCUCCACAGAGAAGAAUGAGGCCCAAAGAAUUCCUGGAAAAAACAGAUGGCUCAGUUGUUAAGUUGGAGUCCUCUGUUUCAGAACGAAUUAGUAGAUUUGACACAAUGUACGAUGGCCCUUCAUAUUCUAAGUUCACAGAAACUCGGAAGAUGUUUGAGAGAAGUGUGCAUGAGUCAGGACAAAACAGCCGCUAUUCCCCAAAGAAAGAGAAAGCUGGAGGGAAUGAACCUCAGGACGAAUGGGGUGGCUCCAAGUCCAACAGAGGCAGUACUGAUUCCUUGGACAGCCUUAGCUCCCGGACGGAGGCUGUUUCCCCAACUGUGAGUCAACUGAGUGCAGUAUUUGAGAACACUGAUUCCCCCGGUGCCAUGGUUUCUGAGAAGCCUGAAAACGAAUACUCAGUGACUGGGCAUUAUCCCCUGAAUCUACCAUCUGUUACUGUUACAAAUCUUGACACCUUUGGUCACCUUAAGGAUUCAGAUUCUUGGUCUCCUCCAAGCAAACACGGUGAUGAUGCAGAGGAUGCUCAGAAGAGUAAUACAAGUCCAGUACCAGAAGUGGCUUCGAAAAGUACCUCUCUAGCUUCAGUGCUUGGUGAAGAAACACAGCAGAGCAAGGAAGCCGAGGACUCCACAUCUAACCAAGAGACUCCUGACAGAAUUGACAGAGAUCUUCCUGAGGAACCUUGUGCUGCAAAUAAGGCGAUGCCAGAGUCUGAAAUCCUUUCACCACAAAACGAACCUUUAGAAGAUGCCGAAGCUAAUUUAGUUGGGAGUGAGGCAGCAAUGCAUCAGAAGAAAGAACUUGCAGGUGGUGAUUUUACCUCUGCUGAUGCUCCUGGAUCCAGUUGUGGAAAGGAAGUACCCGAAGAUUCAAAUAAUUUUGAGAGUUCCCAUGUUUACAUGCACAGUGACUAUAAUGUGUAUAGGGUAAGAUCCAGGUAUAAUUCAGACUGGGGAGAGACAGGCACUGAACAGGAUGAGCAGGAAGAUAGUGAUGAAAACAAUUACUAUCAACCAGAUAUGGAGUACUCGGAAAUUGUUGGAUUGCCAGAAGAAGAAGACAUCCCAGCAAAUAGGAAAAUUAAGUUUAGUAGUGCUCCAAUUAAGGUUUUCAGCACAUACUCCAAUGAAGACUAUGACAGGAGAAACGAUGAAGUGGACCCUGUGGCUGCUUCUGCCGAGUAUGAACUUGAAAAGCGUGUAGAAAAGCUGGAACUUUUCCCAGUGGAACUAGAAAAAGAUGAAGAUGGACUUGGUAUAAGCAUUAUUGGAAUGGGUGUUGGAGCAGAUGCCGGGCUUGAAAAGCUGGGAAUAUUUGUCAAAACAGUAACAGAAGGUGGUGCUGCCCAGAGGGAUGGCAGAAUACAAGUCAAUGACCAGAUUGUGGAAGUGGAUGGAAUCAGCUUGGUGGGUGUCACACAGAAUUUUGCUGCAACAGUUCUCAGAAACACCAAGGGCAAUGUCAGAUUUGUUAUUGGGCGAGAAAAGCCAGGACAAGUGAGUGAGGUUGCCCAGUUGAUAAGCCAGACGCUGGAACAAGAAAGGCGCCAGAGAGAGCUGCUGGAACAGCACUAUGCCCAGUACGACGCCGACGAUGACGAGACAGGAGAAUAUGCCACAGAUGAAGAAGAGGAUGAGGUAGGACCUGUUCUUCCUGGCAGCGACAUGGCCAUUGAAGUCUUUGAGCUGCCUGAGAAUGAGGACAUGUUUUCCCCAUCAGACCUGGACACAAGCAAGCUCAGUCACAAGUUCAAAGAGUUGCAAAUCAAACAUGCAGUUACAGAAGCAGAGAUUCAAAAAUUGAAGACCAAGCUGCAAGCAGCAGAAAAUGAGAAAGUGAGGUGGGAACUAGAAAAAACCCAACUCCAACAGAAUAUAGAAGAAAAUAAAGAGAGAAUGUUGAAGCUGGAGAGUUACUGGAUUGAGGCUCAGACGUUAUGCCACACGGUGAACGAGCACCUCAAAGAGACUCAAAGCCAGUAUCAGGCCUUGGAGAAGAAAUACAACAAGGCAAAGAAAUUGAUCAAGGAUUUUCAACAAAAAGAACUUGAUUUCAUCAAAAGACAGGAAGCAGAAAGAAAGAAAAUAGAAGAUUUGGAAAAAGCUCAUCUUGUGGAAGUUCAAGGUCUGCAAGUACGGAUUAGAGAUUUGGAAGCUGAGGUGUUCAGACUACUGAAGCAAAAUGGGACUCAAGUUAACAAUAACAACAACAUCUUUGAGAGAAGAACAUCUCUUGGUGAAGUCUCUAAAGGAGAUACCAUGGAGAACUUGGAUGUCAAGCAGACAUCUUGUCAAGAUGGCCUAAGUCAAGACUUGAAUGAGGCAGUCCCCGAAACAGAGCGCCUGGAUUCAAAAGCACUGAAAACCCGAGCCCAGCUCUCUGUGAAGAACAGACGCCAGAGGCCCUCUAGGACACGACUCUAUGAUAGUGUCAGUUCAACAGAUGGGGAAGACAGUCUGGAACGAAAGGGUUUGAGAACUUCUCCAGAAUCAGAUUCUGGUGCUCCAUCCCUCACUCCAGUGGCAGGCAGUGUGCCCUUCUCGUCUGACCACAUAACUGAAUUUCAAGGAGGACCGCUGCACCCAGAACAGGAGCCUUCCUCCUCUACGUGGGGAGACACUUCACUCUCCUCUCCUUCAAAAUCUGAUCAUGAUACGGAAGAAUCUCCUUGCCACCAUCAGGCCACAGUCAAGCAAAUAUCACAAGAGAAAGAUGGUGCCAAAGAUCCCAAAUCACUAAGGGCAUCCAGUUCACUGGUGGUGCAAGGAGGAAAAAUUAAGCGCAAGUUUGUGGAUCUGGGGGCACCUUUGCGAAGGAAUUCCAACAAGGGAAAGAAAUGGAAAGAAAAAGAAGCCAAUAGAUUUUCUCCAGGUAGCAGGAUCUUCAGAGGCAGGCUGGAACACUGGAAACCGAAGCCAUCCCCCACAGCACAGGUCACCACCCGCUCACCAUGCAUGCCUUUCUCGUGGUUUAACGAAAGCCGAAAAGGAUCCUAUUCCUUCAGAAACCUGCCUUCACCUACAAGUCCCCUUCAGCCUUCUCCUGAAACUCUAAUUUCAGAUAAAAAGGGGUCCAAGAAUUUUACCUUCAAUGAUGACUUCAGUCCCAGCAGUACCAGUUCGGCAGACCUGAGCGGCCUAGGAGCAGAACCCAAAACUACAGGGCUCUCCCAGUCCUUAGUGCUGUCAUCAGAUGAGAUCCUUGAUGAUGGACAGUCUCCCAAACACAGUCAGUGUCAGAAUCGGGCCGUUCAUGAAUGGAGCGUGCAGCAGGUUUCUCACUGGCUAAUGAGCCUAAAUCUGGAGCAGUAUGUAUCUGAAUUCAGUGCCCAAAACAUCACUGGAGAGCAACUCCUGCAGUUGGAUGGAAAUAAACUUAAGGCUCUGGGAAUGACGUCAUCCCAGGACCGAGCAGUGGUAAAAAAAAAACUGAAGGAAAUGAAGGUAUCUCUAGAGAAGGCUCGGAAGGCCCAAGAGAAAAUGGAAAAACAAAGAGAAAAGCUGAGGAGGAAGGAACAAGAACAAAUGCAGAGGAAGUCUAAAAAGAACGAAAAGAUGACAGCUGCCACAGAGGGCGCUGGUGAGCAGUAA